Hibiscus syriacus is the source of this 920-nucleotide messenger RNA. RefSeq names its product protein N-lysine methyltransferase METTL21A-like. Lineage: Eukaryota; Viridiplantae; Streptophyta; Magnoliopsida; Malvales; Malvaceae. The transcript is spliced from 5 exons. The record is from RefSeq and is a predicted model, not a curated record. Bases 22 to 822 code for a protein of 266 amino acids.
UCAAAUUAAAGAAGAAAAAGAAUGGAAAUGAAGAAAUUGGGAGGUUACGGAGGGGAGGUGAGAGUGUUGGAAUGGGAAACAGAGUCGGGAGCUGCGGAGGAGACGAUGCUGCUUUGGGGAAUCCAACAGCCCACUUUCUCUAAACAAAACGCCUUCGUUUCCCACUCUUCUCUCCAACUCCGUCUCGAUGCUUGCGGCCAUUCUCUCUCCAUUCUCCAGUCUCCUUCUUCCUUGGGAAAACCUGGAGUAACUGGGGCAGUCAUGUGGGAUAGUGGAGUUGUGUUAGGGAAAUUUCUUGAGCAUGCUGUGGACUUGGGGAUGCUUGUUCUUCAGGGCAAGAAGGUCGUUGAAUUGGGUUCUGGCUGUGGAUUAGCAGGUUGUAUAGGAGCUCUUUUAGGUGCUCAAGUUAUCCUCACUGAUCUGCCUGAUAGACUGAAGUUACUUAAAAAGAAUGUUGAGACCAACCUGCGACAUGGAGUGCGGGGUUCUGCUGCUGUGAAGGAACUCACUUGGGGCGAUGACCCUGAUGAUGAUUUGAUUGAACCUUCACCUGAUUAUGUACUAGGGUCGGAUGUGAUAUACAGUGAAGGAGCAGUUGUGGAUUUACUGGACACCCUUAUACAACUAUGUGGACAACAAACGACAGUGUUUUUAUCAGGAGAACUUCGAAACGAUACCGUCCUUGAAUGCUUUUUAGAAGCUGCAGUGAAGGAUUUUGUGGUUGGGCGCGUUGAUCAGUCACAGUGGCAUCCAGACUAUCGUACUCCGAGGGUUGUGAUGUACAUCCUAGUGAAGAAGAGAGGUUCGGCCAGCAUAUUUUGAGCAGACAGUAGUCGGCUAUUCAUUCAGCCAAACUUGGAACAUGUUUGAAAAAGCUAAUUCGAUCUUUUCGUCACAGAAAAGAAUGAGCACAUUUUCAC